This is a messenger RNA of Triticum turgidum subsp. durum (durum wheat), 1422 nucleotides long. Lineage: Eukaryota; Viridiplantae; Streptophyta; Magnoliopsida; Poales; Poaceae. The record is from the annotation of a GenBank genome assembly.
AUGAAGCUCAACCGGGUUCGCCGCCGCAGCCGUGAUCUGUUGAAAGUCGACAGGCUAAUCAAACUGCCCGACGAUGUGCUGCUCAACAUCCUGGAGAGGCUCGGCACGCUCGACGCCGUCAGGACCUGCGUCGUCUCCAGGCAAACGCUCAACCUGCCGGCCUUGCUCUCGCAGAUCGUCAUCGAUCUCGGCGACCUUGAUCUACAGCGCAAGAACCGCGGCGUGGCCGACAUGACCGACAAGAUCCUCAGCACGAGGUCUCCACAGAUCCCCAUCCGCAACCUCAAGCUCAGGUUCAUCAUGAGAGGCGACGACCAUCUCAAGAUCGGCAGGGCCGUCGCCCUCGCCAUGGCCACGCAGAAGAUCGACGCGGCCGAGUUCGAUAUCCUGACCAAGGACAUCUAUUAUAGGCGCUCCGAUGCCGAUCUUCUCGACUCCGCGAAGCUGUUCAACAACUUUAUCGGCGAGUGCGCCGACGCGUUUGCCGGUCUCACGCGGCUGCAUCUGCAGAACCUGAGGUUCGGUGAAUCGGACAUACCCAACAUCCUAGCCACCUGCAAGCGGCUGGAGUCGUUGCGUUUGCUCCAUUGUGACGCGCGGAAACUUCCGGUGCUGCACGUAGAGCAUGCCAGACUCGUUGAGCUUAUCUUCGCCUAUGCAAAGUUCUCAACAGUGGAGCUCGGCUGCCUGCCGGAGCUUCGACGGAUGACCUUGCAUAGAUGGAUAUUUGAUAACCUAGACAAUCCCUUGAUUUUGGGCUAUGCCCCUCAGCUCUCCAAGCUAACUCUGGCGCAUGCGUUCAUUAUAAACAGGACCCUCAAGCUGAGCCAGCUGCUUGUUAAUGUCCCCUCAAUAAGUGACCUGCACCUCGAUUUUCAAAGUGAAAAGGUUUGGGUUCUACCAGAAUGCCCUAAAGUGCUUGCACCUGUGCUCGGCAAACUACGGCGCGUGAAUCUUAACAAUCUUCCUGAGGAAUGUGACAUCGCUUGGACAAUGUUCCUUCUUGAAGCUGCGCCAUCCUUAGAGGAGCUUUGCAUCACAGUAUGGGAUCAUAAAUGCCAAUUGGAGUCGCAAAAAAGUUACUCCCAGAAAACCGAUGUGAACUGGGAGCCAUCUAAUCCCGGUUUCAAGCACAAUAAUCUUUCCAGACUAACUAUCUUUGGCUUCCAACCCAACGACAACUUCAUGGGAUACGUCAGCCGCGUCACUGAAGCUGUGGAGAACAUCAAGGAGGUAUCUCUAUACGACAGGAAGGUGUGCAAGCACUGCGUUGACAAGUUUCCUCAUCUCGGGGUUCGUCCUUGGAGUUGUCCACAGACCAGCGAGGAGGUGGAUUCAUUCAGACUGGAGAUCGCAGAGGUGAUCAAGGGGAGGGCGAUGGCGGUGGCUUCCACUCAUAAGGUCGGCCAUGAUAGCAUCUGA